Macrosiphum euphorbiae (potato aphid) is the source of this 936-nucleotide messenger RNA. NCBI's taxonomy places the organism in Eukaryota, Metazoa, Arthropoda, Insecta, Hemiptera, Aphididae. The record is from the annotation of a GenBank genome assembly.
AUGAGUAACUUACAAGUAAUAAGAGUAGCAGAUACAUUGAUAUUCAUAAUAGCCAUUCCGAUAGUCGACACAAGAGAGUACCGCCUAUACAAGUCAAUACCAUUGCCUAUAAAGCAGAAAAAGUCAGUAUAUGCGUUAAUUCAACCAACGAACAAAUACUUAGCCAUGUCCGAGGAUAAUGUGUACUCAAUAUACAUGGAUGACAUAGAGUUAAGCAAAUGUAUACAUAUGCAAGAAUAUUAUAUUUGUUCGAACACACAGACGCACUAUAUUCAAGAAACGGACAAUUGUGAAGCGAAAUUAUUUAGUAGUCAGGAUGGAGAUGUAAUACCGAAAGUGUGUGAAAUAAAAGUUACACGCAUUCAAAAAUUAGUAAUACACAAAUUAGAUAAUGAGAAUGUUUGGUUGUACACAGCAGAGCAACCAGCGACGAUCAACAUAGAUUGUGCGAGGGGAGAACCAGUGUUGCAAACCUUGAAAAACACAGGUACAAUCUCUCUGACGUAUCCGUGUCAUGCGAUAACGAAAGAAUAUGAGCUAACCCCCACCAGAUCGAUAGUGACGAAAACAUCGUAUGAUUUCAUUCCAAGGGUGAACAUAACGGCGAAUAUGAAACAAUAUCACACCAGUAGGAUAGAGGAUGAUUUUCCAAAACUGAAUAAUUCAUACAACCCUGAUUUUCAUUCAUUAGCAAAUAACGCAAAACAAUUAGAUUUAUUAUUAAAGUCACAGGUAGAUAAUAGUGUAGAAUAUGUAACUGUGUCUAAUAUAACAUACGUAACAAUAGGAAUAGGUAUAGGGAUAUUAGUGUUAAUAAUUGUAAUAAGUAAGAUAAGUUUUAGCCUAUACAAGCAAAAUAAAAUGUCAAUGAAUUAUAUUAAAGCAUUAAUCAAUACAAAAUCAGUAGACGACAUACAAUGCGUAGAAAUUAAGUAG